This is a messenger RNA of Drosophila gunungcola (fruit fly), 1855 nucleotides long. RefSeq names its product integrator complex subunit 14 (gene IntS14). The record is from RefSeq and is a predicted model, not a curated record. Lineage: Eukaryota; Metazoa; Arthropoda; Insecta; Diptera; Drosophilidae. Gene Ontology annotation, biological process: snRNA 3'-end processing. Gene Ontology annotation, cellular component: integrator complex.
CGAAAGAAGAAGAUGCAUAAACAACAUAAUUUUGCCGGAAAAAUAAAUAAUUUGUAAAUAUCAAUUAGAAAUGCCCACUUUAAUAGCGCUGGAUGCAUCGCUAUCGAUGCUUCGUCCUGUGCCAGGACGAAAUGAGCACACCUACCAAUCGCUGGCCAUCAAGGGGAUUCAGCAUUUGCUGGACAAUCUCACGGCGGCCGGAAAACUGGAGCACCUUGCUCUACUCUUCUACUCGACCACAUCGGAACUCAAAGUGGAUUUCACCAGGGACUAUGACCAAAUCCGGCAGGCCGUGAAAAAAGUGGAACCCGUGGACAAGGCCUGCUUGGCCAGCAUGCUCAAGGCUGUGGUUUCCAUAAUGUCCCCAUGGGGCAACCAAAACAUCCUCCAAGUGGUCAUCUUUACGGAUUGUGGCCUCGGAUUUGGCAACACCUCCAUCACUGGCUUCCUGGAAGCCUAUUCCGGCAAGGAUUCAGAACCGGAGUUUGCUUUCCUCAAAACCCUGGCCAACUACAACCUGAACUUCAUUUGCUUGGGCCUGCAUGGUGAUCACUAUUUCACUAGAGGAUUGGCUGUGUAUCAGCAGCUACUGGACAAGGUUUCACUAAAGGGCCAGCUCUUUAUGACAAAACCUGUGAAAACGCCCGAAACAGUGGAAGGAAAUCCCAACCCAACCCCGAAUCCCAGCCACAAAAGCGAACUAGGACGCACUACAGUUUUUGAGUUGAUUGAGCGUCUGUGUGAGACGAGCUACAAAUCCUCGGAGGUGACCUUAAAAUGUGGCAGCUAUUUCCGCAUGGAGGCACCUGUUUUGCUCUGGCCACCCACGGCACCUUAUGAGCAGAAAUCCUCAGUUUUUGGCCGAGAACCCACCAUUCGGCACAUAGACCAGAAGAUUGAGGUGUGUGGUUUCCUGGCCCUGUCGGAUAUUGGUUCGCCAGCCACUUGGAGUCGUCACUGGGUGCUGCCGAAAGUGGAGCGGGAAAAGAGUGGCGGUAGCCGAAGAUCUGGCAGUUUGCCGGCAGCUGCCAAGCCACCAAAACUCAUGGACAUCAGUAAUCCCAACUAUGAGCUGGAGAAGCUGGAAACAGAUAUCAAAGACUUCUACGCCAAGGAUCCAAAGGAAACCGAGGAGAGUGGCGAUGACGAUGUGACGAUUGUCUUGAAACCAGGUCCGCAAACGGAACAGCAGAAGGAAAAUUUUUGCGUCCUGCUCCAUGGAGCCCUGAAAAUGGAGAACAUGGCCGCGUUGGUUAAAGUGGGCGACAAGUGGUAUGGCUUCAUAUACGCCUUCACCGAUGGAAAAAAGAAAUCGAAUCUAAUGUUGAACAUACUGCCACCCGGCACCAAUGUAAUACCUUGGCUUGGAGAUCUGGAAUUGCUGGGAUUUCCCGAGGAUCUGGCACCCGGAGAGACAGCCAGUUUUCCGGUGCGUGCCGAUCGGCGGUCUUAUUCGCAGAGCAGUGUUGUAUGGAUUCGACAGGCCAGCCUGCAGUCAGAUGUCCAGAAAGUAUUGCGACACGCCAAGAAGAUGCCCGAUAAGACGCAGCAUUUCUACAAGGAGCUGAACAGAAUUCGAAGGGCUGCCUUGGCCCUGGGUUUCGUAGAGCUGCUGGAGGCAUUGGCCAUGCUGCUGGAGAAGGAGUGCGCACAUCUCAGCCUAAAUGGAGCCAGCAAUGAGUGCACCCUGCAGCUGCAACAUGCGGCCACGGAGCUGCGAAAGACCUCGAAUAGAGACAUUAAGUCCACGAUUAUACCGCUGCAGAAAGUGGGAGCUUCCGAUGCGGGGAGCACAGCUGCCACGGCUCCUGCUCCUCCAUAUAUGUACUAAAAUAUAUGUUGUGUCUAUUAUGUA